CAGGGAGUCCUGAAUUUCGUUUGAAGGUGCUUCCCUCUAAGUUCCAGAGGGAGAAGUUUCUCAACACGAAGCAGGAGGCCAGCACUGGGGGGAGUUUUCUGCCCAGAAUUGGCCCACGGAUGGACCUGAGCAAGACUGGUCCAAAGAUUGCUCGGAUGGUGAAGGUGUGCAUGGAGAGCUCACCUUAUUUCCAGCUGGCAUGCCCCAGUGAUGUGUACCACAUCGUGCCACCAGGAGCCUCUGCCCCUGUGCGCAUCCGUUUCACCCCCAAGGAGAAUAAGGAUUAUUCCCACGAACUCGUCUGCAAGACUGCAAAGGAAAAGAUAGUUGUGCCUAUUCGGGCCAUUUGUGCCCGAGCCGUCCUGGACUUCCCUGACCAGCUGGCCUUCUCCACGUGUCCAGUCAAUCACAGCACCCAGAAGACUCUGCUGGUUCACAACGUUGGUAACCGGGUAGCUCAUUACCAGCUGAGCAGCCAGAGUCCUUUCUCCGUGGUUCCAGCCACAGGAACUCUGGGCGCUGGUGACACCAUGGAGGUGACAGUGGGAUUUCACCCGCUGACAAACGAUGACUAUUCUGGGUCCCUGUGCUGCAACACAGGUGAAGAAAGUAUCCACACAAAGCUCUAUGGAGAAGCUGAAGAUGUCAAUGUUGUGUUGAGCACAAAUUCCGUGAAGUUUGACAAGACUUUCAUCACCAUGUCAAACCAGACAACCAUGUACAUUGAAAACAGGAGUAACAUCACAGCCCACUUCCAGUGGAAGGCUUUUCCUGCUGAGGAAGAUGACAAUGAAGAGAAAAAGAGGCAGUGUCGUUUGCUGCAGCCAUCGAGUGAGGUGUGGCUGGAAAACUUCAUGGAGGAGAAAGAAAUAGAGAAGGAGAAGGGCUUUUGUGAAGAUUACACUGCCCUCCUGAGCAGCAUGGUCCAGGAGAAAAUGGCAAAGGUGCAAGAAGACCCCUUGCUGUUCUCCGAUGACUUUUUUUCCAUUGAGCCAAUGGAGGGAGAAAUUGGGCCGAAUUGUUCGGCUGAAAUCAAGGUGACCUUCAAACCCCUGGAAGCACUGGAAUAUCAAAGUGUGGCUUAUUGCAGCAUCUCAGGCCGUGAGAGCAGGCCGCCCCUGUACCUCAGAGGGGAAGGCCAAGGACCCUUGGUUGGACUCAGCUCUGAUACGCUGAGCCUUGGCUACCUUUUUAUCGACACCUUCUACGUCUAUGAGGUGAAACUGAUUAACCAAGGAGCUCUUGAUGCUCCCUUCACCUAUAUCCCUUCAACCACAAACGUGGACUUCUCCUUCAAGUUUGCACCUGAGGAGGGCAUCAUUGCACCAGGUGGGACCCAGACUAUUCAGGUCUCCUUCAAAACCACCGUGUUGGGGUGGUUUGAGGAAGAAUUCCAGUUCAGUGUGGCUGAAUCUCCUACACCUGUGAUCCUGACCAUCAAGGGCUGUGUCACUGGACCAAGGUUACACUUUGACGUCCCUGAGCUCGACUUCGGGGACAUCUCCUUUGGCUUUCCCUUCACCCAGAGCUGUCGCCUCACUAACAACUCCGUGGUGCCCCUGACGUUCAAGCUCCGCGUGUUGGACGAUGGCGCGCAGCCGGCUGUUAGCAGCUUUGAUCAGAUACGCAGUGACAGUGACCCAUCCUGGAGGAAUGGAAUUGAUUUUUGUCUGCAGCCAAGGGAGUUUACAAUGAAUCCCAGCCAAGGGACCAUCCUCCCCCAGGGACACCAGGAUAUCGAGGUGACCCUGUGUUCCAACACCAUGACGACUUUCUGCCGGAGAAUGCUGGUGGACCUGGAGGGUAUUGCCAAGGGAGUGGCAUCACUGAUCCUCAGAGCCAGGUGUAUCAUUCCUAAGCUGCGAGUGUACCCCCGAGUCCUGCAGUACAAGGAGUGCUACCUGAAGGUGCCAUACGAGAGGAGUCUCUACGUUUCGAAUCCCACCAACAUUCCUGGCUGCUACGGGCUUAUUCCCCAGGAAUUACAGAGCUCUGGACUGCUGGAAAAAAUCUACCCAUCUCCGUGUCAGAUAACGUUUGGUACAAUCCAAGCUCUACAGCCUACUUCACAAAGCUUUACCCUCUUCAACAAAGGUCUCAUCCCUGCAGACUUCAGGAUAGAGAUUACUGAAAAACCCCACUGCUUUGUUAUUGACCCCAGAGAAGGAGUGAUCCCCGCUAGGGGUGAGGUUCCUGUGACUAUCACAGCAACCCUGGAUGACACUGGGUUUUUUUGUUACUCUAUCAAACUGUUCAUUGGGAACAGCCUUUGGAGAACAUUGUUCCUCCAGGCCUUGAGCAUUGGCACCACAAUUAUCAUAGACAAACCAUUCACCCCAGAGAUCAACUUGGGAUACCAAUUCAGCCUCCUUCCCUGUAUUCGUCGGUUCAAAGUAACAAACCGGGGCUGCCGUUUCCAUCGGCUCUUCUGGAAAGCAGACUGCUGCAGCCCACCCGAGGAGGAGGCCCAGAGUGUCUCAGCCCUCAGUAGCCCCAAGGAUGAUUCCCAGAGCCCCAAACGUGCCAACCCUGCGUUUGGGGUGGAGCCAUGGUCGAUGGAGCUGCAGCCAGGCCAGUCUGGGGACAUGGUGCUGCGAGGCUUCUCCCGCAUCGCACAGGAGGUGCAGGAUUCUGUGUUCUGUGAAGCGAUGAUUGGGUUAGACCCCAUGCCAAAGAAGAUUAUAGAAACAAUCGUUACCUGCGAGUUUAUUCACCCCUCUAUAGAAGUGUCAGCCAGACAAUUCUCUUUCCGGGUGGAGAAGAAACCCAGUGAUGUCCUGAGGCUGCAGUACCAGCCUCUGUCUUUAAAAAACACCUGCCUGCUGCCACUGGACCUUAUGCUGGCCUUGGAGCAGCCAUUCCUGGUCUGUGAUGAGGACCAGCAGCCCCUCCCAGAUGGCCAGGCUUUCAGGAUCGUGCCACUGUCAGGUGUGCUGCAGCCAGGAGAGAGCCAGCAGGUCUCCUUCACCUUCUGUGGCCACCUGGACACCAUCUCCAAUGUCACGGCGCUGUGCCACGUGGAGGGAGGCCCCAGCUACGAGGUGGUGCUGACCGGGGAGGCCUCACGUGCCAGCUACUCCCUGAGGCCCCGGGAGAUCAGCUGUGGCUCUCAGAUGUUUAAUGAAAUUCAUCACAGCAGUGUCACCCUGGCAAACAGUGGCAAGACUGUAUUCAGCUGGGUGCUAAACCCUAGCCCUGCAGACAAGCAUUUGCCUGGUGUGUUUCUGGUCAAGCCCACCACUGGCUCCAUUGCACCUGGCAAGAAGCAAGUGCUGAAAUUCUCUUACAUGCCGGGAUUACCAGGAGCCUUCAGCAGGACUUACCAGCUUAAAGUGGGUGACCUGGACCCAGAAAAUAUCUGCCUGAAAGGAGAAGCAUCCUUUCCCAUGAUCAGUGUCAACCUGCCCUGGAACAUCAAAGGAGCCUUCAGCAGGACUUACCAGCUUAAAGUGGGUGACCUGGACCCAGAAAAUAUCUGCCUGAAAGGAGAAGCAUCCUUUCCCAUGAUCAGUGUCAACCUGCCCUGGAACAUCAAAGGAAAUGAAAAAUAUGAGAAGACACUGAAACAGCUCCUAAGACCCCUGCAACAACAGAAGACUCAGAGCCUGAAGACCAAGACCGUGAAGUCUCAGACCCUGAAAACUCAGACCACUAAGAGAAAUGAAAAAUAUGAGAAGACACUGAAACGGCUCAUAAAACGCCGGCAACUAUACACUCCAGGAUAUAAAUCAGUUGUUCAGAAGAAGACACAGAGCCCAAAGAGCAAGACCUUGAAGUCUCAGACCCUGACAAUUCAGACCUUGAAUAUUCAGAAUGUGAAGACUCAGGACCUGAAGCCCCACAUCUCUCAUUCUGGCAUUGUAUCAAACACCAAGCUGCAGAUAAAGAUGAUGAGAAUGUUGAUAGAGAAAGCUGCUCUGGAGCUGCAGGAAAAGCUCACAUCCCAUCCCCCAAAGAGCAGAUUCCCUGACAAGGAGCUGUGCCAGAGUCUUGUCAAAGUUGAGCUGCUGGAGUAUGUCCUGGACAUGGGCCCUGUCCUUAAGGGUUACACUGAGACACGCACUCUGAAGAUCACCAACCCUGGGCAGAUCCCAGUGUCCUUCCAGGCCAAUGUAUCUGUCCUGCAGGACACAGGUUUCAGUGUGGACCCGGACCAGAAGAAUGGCCUCCCCCCCAACCACACCGUGGCGUUUGACGUGCGCUUCGAAAGUGCCCACAGGCCACAGGGUGACGUGGAAGUGGUGCUGCCCAUAGAGGUGACACAAGGCCCCACAUAUAACAUCUGUCUCCGUGCCACUGUGUUGGAACUGUCACUCAGCCUCUCCAAGAAGAGACUGCAGUUCUCUGACAUCCUCGUUGGGCAGUGCCAGGUUGAGACCAUCCGACUCUACAACCAGUUCCGAGUACCCUGCAAAUGGUUCAUUACUGCCAGCAAGCCUGUUCUGAAGAAAAAUCACCUCCAAUACAUGACACCAGCCGUACGUGAGAAGCGGCAGACGCUGGAGGAUGAGCCCUGUCCCUUUGAAGUGACGCCCUCCAAAGGAACCCUUGAUCCAGGAAAGUGGCAGAACUUUAGCAUAAGUAAAUAUCUGAGGUCUUACAAGAAUGAGCUGGAGCUUAACAUUCAUGGGAGCAGCAGCCACUUGAAGCUGCACCUCUCAGGACAAGGUCUGCAGCCACGGUUGGAGUUCAGCCCCCCAGCACUAAAGAUGGGAUGGAUGCUGGUGGACAGCGAUGGUGUGGAGGCCACAGUGCGGGUGAAGAAUCCAUGCAACUUCCCCAUUGAGUUUUACUCCCUGGAUUUUGAUGAGCAGUACCUUGAGGAGGAGAAGAUCCUGCGGAUGGCAGUGGGGUCUGAGUACCAAAAGAGCUUUUUUAUGCCUCCACGUGCCGUGGGUGAGACGCUGCCCCCAGAGGUGCUGGAGGACUAUGAAGCACAGAAGAGGCUGAUGGUUCAACAGACAGAGCUCAAGACAAUGGCAGAAACCAAGGCCAGGGCUGAGGCCAAGGCCAAGGCCAAGGCCAUGGGCAAGGCAGCAGCAGCAUACAGGACUGUCACGUUCUGUCCUGAGUCCUUGGUGAAAAUGACUGGGAAUCCUAUCUCUCGGGCUGUCAUGCGCCACCUGGGCAUUGACCCAUCUUCAGGGAGGUGUGAAGCGCAGCAGCACCGAGGGAUUGUUGUCAUUGUCCAUGGGCCACCCCGGGCAGGAAAGACAGAGAUAGCAGCAGGCCUGUGUCAGUAUUACGACGCUGCUUAUGUGUCCAUUGGCACUGUGGUGGAAGAGGCCAUGGCCAACGACCGGAGCCCAGCAGGGCUCUGUGCCCGGGAGCUCUGCACCAAGGCUGCCAAGGAGCUGAAAGACAAAGAUGAAGGUGAUGCUGGGAAAGGUGCUUACUUGCUUUACAAAGCCCCUCCCAACCAUCUGUCCCCUGUGCAGUUCACAGUUUCCACUGCUCCUGCACCACAGCAGCUGAACAUCAUCAGCAGUAGUGGGAAAGAGCUGAACUGCUUGAGCUGUGUGCUGCCCGAGGACCUGCUGGUGGACAUCCUGAGUGAGAGGCUGAAGCGUAAAGACUGCUCCAAGGGAGUGAUCUUUGAUGGCUUGGAGAGCCUCUUUGCAGGCAGCCUGGAAUCUUCUCUGCUCUGCAUACUCAAAGCUGUCAAGAAUUGUCAUCAUAUCUACAUGGUGAACCUGUAUGAGGAUUAUGCUUCUUGGAAAGCCAGGGGUGAAGCUGAAAGAAAGAGGAAGGAAGCUGAAAGAGAGAAGGAAGAACUGCAGCAGGGAAAAGCUAUGCAGAGGAACACGGAGAAUGUCUUGCAAAAGGAUGAGGACAAGUAUGAUGCUCUCCCUGAGGAGAAGAAAGCAGAAGUGGAUAAAAUAUUACUGGAAAGGAAGAGUAUACAGACGGAGGGGGAGCUGAAGCAGUUUUCUGAAAAGCUUGAGGAGAAGGCAAAAGCCUUAGAGGAGGAAGAGAGGCGGAAGGAGGAAGAGAAGCAGAAGAAGGAAAAGAAGGGUGUCUUCUUGGGAAAGCAGCCUGAAAAACAAGAGAAGAGGAAAACCAAGGCCUCAGAAAAGAAGGAAACCAAAGCCCCAGAGAGGAAAGAAAGCAAAAUGCCAGAGAAGAAGGAAACCAAAUCCCAAGAAAAUAAGGAAACCAGAUCCUCAGAGAGGAAGGAAACCAAAAUCCCAAAGAAGGAGGAAACUAAAAUCACAGAAAAGGGGGAAACUAAAGCCCCAGAGAAGAGGGAACCCAAAGCUCCGAAGAAGGGGGAAACAAAAGCCCCAGAGAAGGGGGAACCCAACGCCCCAGAGAAAGGGGAAACUAAAAGUCCAGAGAAGAGGGAAACCAAAGCCCCAGAGAAGGGGGAAACAAAAGCCCCAGAGCAGGAGGAAGCCAAAAUCCCAGAGAAACCAGCUGAGAUGGAGAAGAACUUGAUCCUGAGGUUUCAGAACUAUGAGUCAUCGCAGCAGGACAUCACACAGAUUUUCUCUUACUGGGACAGGGUUCAGGGUACCGUGCAGUUACCUGUGAUCCAAAAGGGAAACAAGUCCCAGCCUUCUGCGGAAAACAAAGAUCAGAAGACCAGUAAGCCUCAGGAGAAGCCUGAACACGAACGUGGAGGCCAAAGGAGUCUUCAGUUACGUCUGCUGGGGACUCAAAGCAAAGUUGCAGAAGGGGCAGUCAGAGACGAGAAUGUUGGGGUGCCAUGCCUGGACAUCCAGGUCACAGAUCCGAAGGCCAUGAUUAAGGAGAUCCUGAGGGGUGGGAAACUGCCAACGGAAGACCAGAUGCUGAAACAUCUGGGACUGUAUCCCGACGGCCCUCCCCUUCCCCCUGCUGCUGUCCUCUCCAUAGUCGAGUACCCAGAGGAGAGGUUGGGCUCUGCAAAGCGUGUGAAGCCCUUCACCAUUGUGGCACCUGAAGGUGCUGCUGUGGAAGACAAUCUGGCCAAGGUCCCACAUGCAAAGGGCAGUUCUGCCAAGGGCCAACCACAGACAGGUAAAGCAGCCAGCAGAGACAGCUCUGCAAAGGAGAAGCAGAUCUCCACACAGAGAACAGGAAGUUCCCGGGAUUCCUCUGCAACAAGAUCCAAAAGUACACGGGAAAGUGCCUCAACCCCUACAGAAUUCCUCAGGUGAGCUGCACGGGAGGAGGUGAUGCCUCUGCUUCUUGGUCCUCUUGCCAAACAAGGUCCAUUGUCCCCAGCUCCACAGCGACCCUGUGCCAGUGCUGGGGGAUGGCGAGUGCACCCUCCUUGUUUCAUUUGCUCCUCAGCAAUGUCUGAAGCCUCCUCUUCAAUUGCCAGGCUGAAACGGUACCGGUGGAUAGUGCCUGCCCACGGUGAGGUGGAACUGAAGGUGCACUUCUCCACCAAAAAGCCAGGGAAGUUUGAGCAGACACUGAGGUUUGAGCUCGUGCAGACGAAGCGCCAGUACGAGCUGCCCUGCAGUGGCACCGGCCUGUACCCCAGCAUCUGCCAGAACCCACGGCUGGUGUUUCCACAAUGGAGGGAGACCAUGGAGGCAGAUGAAGUCAUCUUCAAGGAAUAUGUUGAGAGCACAAAGCAAUUCCACUUUGGACCACUGCUGUGUGGGAAAUCAAGAGAGUGGUACAAGGCCCAGAACUGUCCUGGCAACUCAGAGAAUAUCACCAUCCUCAACAACUGCCCCGUGGAUGCAGAGAUCCAGUUCUCCUUUGAGAAUGCUGGGGAAGCAGAGACAUUCCUUCUGGACCCUCCAAGCAUGACACUGAAACCAAAGGAGAAGCAGGAGCUGACCAUUUGGGCAUACCCCACUUCCCCUGGCUUCGUGGAAGACAAGCUCAUCUGCUGUAUUGGGAAGAACCCAGACCCAGUGGUCUUCAGCCUGUGCUGCCAUGGGGUGCCCAUGAAGCUGGAGGUCAGCCCCCGGGAGCUGUCUUUUGACAAGGUGCUUCUGCACAGGACUGACAGCAGGACCUUGGUCCUGAGAAACAACACCCUGCUGCCCAUGGCCUGGCAGCUCAAUGGGCUGGAUGACCUUGUUGAGGACUUCUCCUUGUCACAAGAAAAUGGCACCAUUGAUCCCCACUCAGAGUUUGAAGUGACACUGCAUUUCAAGCAAAAGAAUAAUCUGAACAGUGUUUGCUUCUUGCUGCCUCAGGUUUCAGAUACAGAAAACAUCCUGGGGAUUGUUCAGGUUGAAAACAUUGAAAUCUCUGCAGAGGUCUAUGACGUUUCUCUGAGCAUCGACAUGCCUGAAGGUCCAGAUGGAAGCUUGGAAUUUGGAACCAUUAAUGUCCUGAAUAAUGUGAAGAAAGUCCUGAGUCUAAAGAACAAAGGGGUAUACGACAUUGAGUACAGUUUCAUGCUGAAGGGUGCAGGUCCCAGCAUGCAAGACUUGGCAUCCUACUUCACUAUUGAGCCUCAGUCAGGUGUGCUAAUUGCCUCCCAGCCUGGUGUGAAUGUUGGGAUGCUCUUCCACCCCACAAGUGAAAUCCUCCUCAAGAACAAACCCAUCCUGUGCUGCCAGGUGAUAGAUCCCAGCUCAGGUGAAGGAGGCCAGGCUGUCACCAGCAUCCUGCUGAGGGUGUCGGCCAAAGCAGAGUACAGCAAGUACAGCAUUGUGCCUGCCUCACCCGCCGACUUCGGUACCAUGAUCAAGGGCACCAAGGAGACUCGGACUGUUGUGCUGGAGAACAAAGGCAUGCUCAGCUUCAAAUUCCACAUCUGCCAAGCACCCGAGGAUGCAUCUGCAUUGGAAAGCAAAAGUUCAAAGCAAAAUGAAUCUGCUCCAUCAGCUACAAAGGACUCAACAGAAAGGAAAUUGAGCUCCUCGACACAGAGUCACCUCAGUCUUGGCAUGUUCACGGUGUCCCCCUGCUCCGGCUCCAUCGGUCCCUGGGGCCAGCAGAUGAUCACAGUGGAAUGCCUCGCAGGGCAGGAGGGGACAUGUGAGGAGCAGCUCUACAUUGACAUCACGGGCAGAGACCCCAAGGACAAUCCCCUCGGCAUUCCCUUCACCCUGACUGCCGAGUCCUGCCUCCCAGCACUUGUUGAGGACAUCACGUUGAUCUUCAAGGAGUACUUGAUCUGCAGCAGCACCGACCUCAGCCACAAGCUGCAGUCGGUGAAAGGCACGGGCCUGUUCAUCGGAGAUGAGAACAAAUUCAUCUUCAACAAGGUUCUGGUUGGGCAAGAGGCUGAAGCUCAUUUCAGUAUCUACAGUGCAAGCAGUCUGCCAUGUGACGUGGUUCUCUCCAUCAAACCCCUGCCUGGAAAGGAACAAAUCCCUAUCAACAACAUUUUCAAGUUGGAUCCAGUCAAGAUGUCAGUUCCUGGCUCAUCCUAUGCCGUUGCUACAGUGACCUUCACCCCACCAGAUGAGCAGAACUACGACUGCACCUUCAAGGCUUCCCUUGACAUCCCAAAAGGCUAUGUGGAAAUUAAACCCCAAAUCCUGACCUUCACCAUCAGUGGGAAGGGGCAGAAGCUGCCAGUGACAGUCGUACGCCCAAGUGCUCGCAGCAAGAGGGGAACGGCCGUGCUGCGCUUCAAGAGGCUCCGGGUGGGGGAUUCAGAGAUGCUCCCCCUGGACAUCCAUAACGACGGCAUCGUACCCGUCAAGGUGAGGAGGACCUGCUCAAGGAAUGGUCUGGUUUGGGAACAAAGGCUUGUGGCACAGGGGAAGGGUCCCAAACAGCAAGGCAGACAUGCCUGCUCAAGGAAUGGUCUGUCCCUCUAUAAGGCUGCUCUUGGAUGCCAGAAGAUUGCCCUUCUCAGCCUGACCUUCUGGCCUCUGCUGAGUGAUUCCUCCCUCUGUUUGCAGGUGAUUGAGCCAGUCCCGGAACCGGCUCACAGUGUGGUGGAGAAGAGCAGCCAGGAGGUCGAGGUCUACCUCAGUGCUGUUGUUGGCUACACCCAGUUCAAUCGGAACACGAUUGUGGUUCAGCUUGAGGAUACCUUGCCCUUCCAGACAAGGACAGCCAGGGCUGGCCCAGUGCCUGCUUCCCAGAACUCUGCCCCAGCCCAAACCAGCACAGGCCCACUGAUGUGCAUGCAAGGCCAAGCAGGAAAGCUGGGGCAGCUGCAGCAGCUUGCCAAGCAGCAGCAGCAGCCCGAGCAGCAGGACCAUUCCAAGAAGCUAUGCCGUUCAAAGAGUGUUGGUUCCUGCCUGGAAAUCUUCCCAGAUGUCGUCCGUGACCUGCCACUGUUCUCCAUCAAGCCCUACCACGGCAUCCUUGCUCCUGGCCAGAAGCAGACCUUUCACGUGCGGUUCUCCCCAAAGUGCGCGGGGAAGUUUGAGACCACCCUGCUGUGCAGGAUUCCUAACCUGGAGCUGGCUCACAAGACAGGGCAGGUGAUUGUGAAAGGCAGAGCCCAGGAGCGGAAGAGUCUUGAUAAACAGAGACGGUCUGCAUUACAGCAGACAGAGGAAGGCGAGGGACCCGAGAAGCAGGUGCUCUGGAAACCAGCAUCCAAGGGACAGUGUUUGUGUCAGCUGGAGCCUCCUGCAGGAGCCGGCAACAUCAUGCUUUCUGCUGGUGACGGUCUCCCACCCUUGACCAGAGACCUCUGCAGCUACCCUUCCAAGCUUCAGUGAACAUCUCUAGCUUACCUUUUCAUUACUGACAUUAAUUAACUGUUUAUGAGACUGAUAAUCAACUCAAAAUUAUCAAUUAAUUGACAAUUGUUAAUAAACAAUUGUUAAUAAAUUGUUAAUCUUCGGCUUGUGUUGAUUUGAAACACAGGUUGAUUUGUGUUGGUUUGAAACGCAGGGCCUCUCUGGAAUGGAGAAUGUGACCCCCUUCCCUCCAAAUUACUGUAACUUUGAAAUUAAGGGGCUUUCAGGCAACAAUAUGGGAAAAGGUGUAACAGUUCUUUGCCAGUAUGUAUAACAAGGCAAACAAACAAUAACACUGGCAGCAACAUCAAUAAGAACCAGAUACCCAACCACAGCCCUCCCUCGGCUCCAGGCACUUUCUCUUUGGUGUAGUUCCGAUCACAGCCAGGUAGUAAAGGGAGGCAAAUAAUGAAUAAAGCAAUUGCUAGAGAAAUUUUAAUUAAGCUAUACCAAGGAAUACACUGGAGAGCUUAAGGACCGAGCUCUGACACAUUGAUCACAUUGACUGUGUGAUCAAUUCUGAAGAACUUACUGCUGUGAGGGAGUCGAUACAGUAGCCAAAUAGUGACUGGACAAUGUUUGAGUCGUUAAAAGAUAAAUAAGUGAUGAGAAAACACCCUAGUGAGGGAAGAGCCCUAGCCCUUAGACCCUUUCAAAAUAUGCAAAUAGAUUACACCGAGUUCCCCAAAAUCCAGAGAUGGAAAUCUCUUCUUGGAACAGUUGAUCACCAACUGGGUAGAAGCCUUUCCUAUCUCAACUGCAACUACCUCCAAAGCGGCUAAGAUGCUGUUAGAACAACUCAUUCCCAGAUAUGGGAUAAUUGAAAGAGUGGAGUCAGAUAAGGGGACACACUUUACUUCAAAAAUUUUACAUUCUGUGUAUUGGACAUAAAUUGGAAAUUCCAUAUCUGUGGCACCCUCAAAGCUCUGGAUAUGUGGAAAGAAUGAAUGCUAUCCUUAAGAACCAUAUUACUAAAUUAAUGAUUGAAAGCAGAUUAACAUUAUUACGGAUCAGAACUGCUCCAAGAAAGGUUAUAGGAGUUUCUCACUAUGAAAUGUUACUUAAAUUACCUUGUCUGGGAAGGGAGGAGGGCUUGCCAAUGGCUGAAACUAAUGACUUACAUCUCAGAAAUUAUUUGCAAGCAAUUACACUUAUUCUCAUGGAUCUUAGCAGAAAAACUUGUUACCCCAAACAUCACCUCUAGACUUUCACAUACACCAGGUAAAACCAGGAGAUUUGGUUUGAAUAAAAUCUUGGAAAAAUCAUACCUUAAACAGCAGCAUGGGAAGGUCCCUUUCAGGUACUUUUAACAACUGGAACAGUUACCAGGACUGCAGAAAAGGAGUGGUCGGUCUCACACCUCUCAACUCAAAGGACCAGUGGAAACUCCUCCCCAAACUUGGACAGUGGUACAAAGAAGUGACCUAUUAAAGUUAAUAUUGAAAAAAUUAUUCCAUAGUGAACAGUCAAGGGCAGAACUGGACAGACCUCUGUAUUUGCCACCAGAGAGCCUUUUGCUCCACUCUGGGCUGUAAUCCCUUGGGUGUUGAGUAGUGGGCAUAUAAAUCAAACCAGACCUUGACAAAAGAGGAAUAGGAAAUGAUGUUCAAAUACUCUGGAAAUUGCUGGAUGGAGUGUCAUUGCUUCUAUGCUUCACCUCUACAUCCCUGCAGUGUGCUGUUCUAGUGCACAGAACUCAGGAAGCAGGUGUGGAUACUGAGGAAGGUAACCUUUAAUGCUGCAGUUACAGUCUGAGGUUUGCAUCAUCCGAGCAAGCACAGAUGGAACUGCUGUUGGAGGCACUGCACACAAGUGUAUCUACAUCCUACUUUACUUAAGUUGUAAGAGAACUAUGGACAGCAACAUGAUCUGACAAAUCAGGAACUUUUAAAUAGACUGAACUUAACACCGACCUAAUAAAGACUGAUUAAUCUUAUUUAUAACUACUUCACAAAAGGAGCCAGUUUGUGCUGACCAAAUGUUGAGAGCUUUGUAACAAGCUGGCUCCGAGCUAAAGGUCACAGUGAGAUUAAUUUGACCAAGAUAGAGAAUGAGGGGAGUUGCCAUUCCAAUUAAACUGUGUCCUUGGCCCACGGAUGAAGUAAUGCAC
Molecule: messenger RNA, 12714 nt
Organism: Passer montanus (Eurasian tree sparrow)
Lineage: Eukaryota; Metazoa; Chordata; Aves; Passeriformes; Passeridae
Product: hydrocephalus-inducing protein-like
Exons: 57
Biological process (GO): cilium movement; axonemal central apparatus assembly
Cellular component (GO): axoneme
Source: RefSeq, a predicted model, not a curated record